UUCCUCAGGGCUCUGUACUUGGCCCACUUCUCUUCUCUAUCUACACCCGCUCUCUGGGUAAGGUCAUAGCCUCCCAUGGCUUCUCCUACCACUCCUAUGCAGAUGACACUCAGCUUGUUCUGUCAUUUCCUUCUUCAGACACGCAAGUCUCAGCUCGCAUCUCAGCAUGUCUGCGAGAUAUCUCACAAUGGAUGUCAGCUCAUCAUCUAAAACUUAAUCCCAGCAAGACAGAGAUGUUGCUCAUUCCUGGAGAUCAGUCUCCAACCCAGGACCUAGUAAUUUCUCUGGAUGACUUCCAGAUUAGACCAUCUGAUAAGUUCCAUUGAAGUGAAAGAGCUUUCUCUCUCUCUCUCUCUCUCUCUCUCUCUCUGUGUCUCUCUCUCUCUCUUAACGGGAAUCUCCUCUAUAACGUCACGUCGAGCUGACCGCGGGAUCGCGAGCGCGCACUGCUGACAAGGUAGCCCGGGUUUUACAGCAGUGGGCGGGGCUGUCAGGUCUCGGCUGUUCGGUGGGCGGAGUUACAGGAGGCUUGUCAGCAGCAGGAUAACGCGGUGAAACACUUGAGGCUGAGGUUUGCUGUGGCUGAAGAUGUAUGAGGAUUAUUUCAUCAUAACUUAUCAGAACAGAGAGUAACAAUGUGCUCCAGUGGGGAUUGCAAUUGUGGAUGUCUAUAUUCCACUUUCCCUGUAACUACUUUGCUGCAUCUGACCAGUAAACCAUAAAAGUGCAAUACUCAGACUCCUCAUCUACAGAAAAAACCCAGUUCGCUCAUGUUGGUUUGGUUGGACUGUCCCAUUUUCUACCAUGAAAAGGCCCAAACAGCAGUCCCAGGCCUUUAGCUUUCUCAGCUUCUUCACCCGCAAGCCCAAAUCAGACCCCAAGACCGAGAAACCAACUGCUGCCUUAGCCCGAGAUGAAGUGGCCAUCACACUAACACCCAACGAACAGGAACCUGCACAGCAAGAGCUGAUUGUCGAUGAGAGAGAUGCCAGUGGAGAGGCUGGUGAAGCAGGUUUGGUUACAGCUGAAGACACUCAGGUUGAGCAGGCUGUGGAAUGUGUGAGCAGUGGCUCAACAGGCCUCGUGUCGCUUUCCUCCUCAAGCCAGGAGCAGCUGCUUGAGCACCUAGUAGAGUGCCCGCUGUGCCUACUGAGCCAGCCACGCACCCACUUCCCUCGCUUAUCCUCAUGCUCGCACCGCGCAUGUGCCGACUGCCUACGCCAGUACCUGCGCAUCGAGAUCUCCGAGAGCCGCGUGGGCAUCGCCUGCCCACAGUGCCCUGAAGCACUGGCUCCACUGGAUGUGCGUGCGAUCCUGGAUGAUGUUGCACUGCUGGAACGAUUCGAGGAGUACCAGCUGCGCCGAUUCCUGGCAUCUGACCCUGACACACGCUGGUGCCCAGCUCCGGACUGCAGUUAUGCAGUGAUAGCAUAUGGCUGUGCUGAGUGUCCAAAGCUAAGCUGUGGCCGUGAGGGAUGUGACACUGAGUUCUGCUACCACUGCCGUCAGCUGUGGCACCCCGACCAAACGUGUGAUCAGGCCAGGCGCCAGCGUGCCCGCCACACACUGGGCAGCAAUGAUGCUUCAGGGCUUUACGUCUUUAGCGAGGAGCCUGGCGGAGAUGCUGAGGAGAUUAAAGCAUGUCCACGCUGUGGUGCUUACAUCAUGAAGACCAACGAUGGUAGCUGCAACCGGAUGAACUGCACAGUGUGCGCCUGUCAGUUCUGCUGGCUGUGUAUGCAGGAGAUCACAGACGUGCACUACCUCAGUCCCUCAGGCUGCACCUUCUGGGGAAAAAAGCCAUGGUCGCAGACGAGGAAGGUCCUGUGGCAGGUGGGCAUGCUGCUUGGAGCUCCCGUGGUGAUCUCGCUCAUUGCAGGCAUCGCCAUACCAGUCAUCAUUGUGGGAAUCCCUAUAUACAUGGGCCGUAGGGUCCAUGGUCGCUGUAAGAAAAACAAUAUCUCAGGAAGUAAGCACUACUUGACAGUGGCCAGUGGGGUCAUGACAUCAGUGUUUGUCUCUCCAGUCCUAGCAGCUGUCACUGUGGCGGUUGGAGUACCUCUGAUGUUGACCUAUGUUUAUGGCGUGGUCCCCAUGUCACUGUGUCGGAACGGUUGGUGCAGGACUCAUACCGAAGACCCCGAAACACACAAGAUCCAACUGGAAGACUUAGCCAAUUGUCUUUUGUUUUCUAAUGUAGUCAGUGACCAUUGGACUGGACAGCCCAAGCCUGCCUUGAGCGAUGCCAGCCUGCAAGAAGUUAGUGUGGAGGAAAUCCCAGCGCUCCCCAGUACCAGUGCCGUCCUACAGCCUGAAGCAUCCUCGGAGCCACCUGAUAAAGGACCAGAGGCCAAGCAGGACGACCAAUCAGAUGACGCAGAAGCAGUAGAUGAGUGUGCCUUUAGCAGUGCACAGACGUUUGCCUUGAGGGAUAGGACUAAUAUUGAGGUGCGGGUGGAGAUCGAGGCACAGCCGCGUGGUGCCCGUCAGCCCAGUCUUAGCAGCGUCCUCUCCAGUCGAAGCCUGUCAGCAGAGUCUCUUCACCAUUCCCAAGAUCCUCUCUGUGCCUCUCAACAGCCAGUGGACAAAGACCCUCAGCUGGUUACAGAGACUGACAGCGUCUGAUCCUGAUGCGCUUCCACCGCCUACUGCACCUCCCACCAGCUGCUUCUAACCUCUGUUAUUCACACAGAGUCAGCGAAGGAGACCAAUAAAGCGAGAGAGGAGGAAGAUAGUCUUCAAAAUCGUGACAGAGAUCAGGAGACAAACCUCCAGGGCAGCUGAGAAAAUACCACUAUAGUGACUACUGACAAUAAUAUGAACUACUGACAGAACUAAAGCAUGUUUGCAAACGAAUCUUAUGGUUAGAUACUUUUUUACUGUGCUACAAAGACGUUACAUAGCCGGAUGAUGUUUUAUUUGUUUUAUUUGUUUAACUCUUCUUAUAGCUGCAAUAUACAUUUAUAUUAAGUGGCUGUAUGAUUUGAUCUCCUAACUAACAAUAAAUGAAGGAACCCCAGCAUGA
Messenger RNA from Trichomycterus rosablanca, 3025 nucleotides. Its product is annotated as E3 ubiquitin-protein ligase RNF19B. The transcript has 11 exons. The record is from RefSeq and is a predicted model, not a curated record. Gene Ontology annotation, cellular component: ubiquitin ligase complex; cytoplasm. The coding region runs from base 805 to 2625 and encodes 606 amino acids. Gene Ontology annotation, biological process: protein polyubiquitination; ubiquitin-dependent protein catabolic process; positive regulation of proteasomal ubiquitin-dependent protein catabolic process. Gene Ontology annotation, molecular function: zinc ion binding; ubiquitin protein ligase activity; ubiquitin conjugating enzyme binding. NCBI's taxonomy places the organism in Eukaryota, Metazoa, Chordata, Actinopteri, Siluriformes, Trichomycteridae.